Molecule: messenger RNA, 3675 nt
Organism: Meriones unguiculatus (Mongolian gerbil)
Lineage: Eukaryota; Metazoa; Chordata; Mammalia; Rodentia; Muridae
Gene: Sipa1
Product: signal-induced proliferation-associated 1
Exons: 17
Coding region: 284-3418 (1044 amino acids)
Biological process (GO): establishment of epithelial cell polarity; regulation of small GTPase mediated signal transduction; activation of GTPase activity
Cellular component (GO): cytoplasm; plasma membrane; Golgi apparatus
Molecular function (GO): protein binding; GTPase activator activity
Source: RefSeq, a predicted model, not a curated record
CCAGGCGGAGCGGAGGCGCCGGGAGCGGUGAGAGAGAGGCAACGGGACCUUGGUGCGGAAGGCAGCGGUGGCCCGCGAGAGCCCGAGAGGAAGUCCUCUCGCCACUGUUUCUGUCCUACGGCAGCUGCCCCAGGAACCCCUGUGUCCUUGAGGCCCAUCUGAGCAGCCCCCUCCUCCUUCAGGGCAGGAACCACUGAAACCUCAGCCUUCUGGCUGGGCACCAGGGACCUGUGUCCACCAAUGCUGCCCGGCCCCCAGAGAGUCAGGCCCACAGAGCACGCCCAUGUGGGCCGGCGGUGUGGGGAGCCCUCGGCGGGGCAUGGCCCCUGCACCUACCGAUGACCUCUUUGCCCGUAAGCUGCGUCAACCUGCUCGUCCCCCACUGACUCCACAUACCUUUGAGCCAAGGCCAGCCCGGGGCCCGCUUCUGCGCAGUGGCAGCGAUGCUGGCGAAGUCAGACCCUCUACACCAGCCAGUCCCCGUGCCCGCGCCCACAGCCACGAGGAUGCCAGCCGCCCUGCUGCAACCCCUACUCGGCUCUUCACGGACCCACUGGCACUUCUGGGGUUGCCAGCUGAGGAGCCAGAGCCGACCUUCCCGCCGGUGCUGGAGCCCAGGUGGUUUGCUCACUAUGAUGUGCAGAGUCUGCUCUUUGACUGGGCUCCGCGACCUCGGGGGACCGGGAGCCACACAGAGGCCAGCUCUGCAACCCUGGCCUCACCCGAGGACCAGACCACCACCUCAGAUCUACUGCUUGGGGCACCCGGCUUUGUGAGCGAGCUUGGUGGUGAGGGCGAGCUAGGGCUGGGUGGACCAGUGUCCCCACCAGUGCCCCCCGCACUACCUAAUGCGGCUGUGUCGGUCCUGGAGGAGCCACAGACCCGAACCACAGCUUACAGCCUGGAGCACGCAGAUCUGGGUGCAGGCUACUACCGCAAGUACUUCUAUGGCAAAGAACACCAGAACUUCUUUGGGCUGGAUGAGGCGCUGGGUCCGGUGGCGGUGAGCCUGCGACGGGAGGAGAAAGAGGGCAGCGGAGGGGGCACCCUCCACAGCUACCGGGUCAUCGUGCGGACCACGCAGCUCCGGACCCUCCGCGGCACCAUCUCGGAAGACGCGCUGCCCCCGGGGCCCCCGAAGGGCCUAUCCCCGAAGAAGCUUCUGGAACACGUGGCUCCACGGCUGAGCCCAACGUGCCUGCGCCUAGGUUCCGCCUCCCCCAAGGUGCCCCGCACGCUGCUUACUCUAGAUGAGCAAGUGCUGAGCUUCCAGCGGAAGGUGGGCAUCCUGUACUGCCGGGCCGGCCAGGGCUCCGAGGAAGAGAUGUACAACAAUCAGGAGGCAGGAGCAGCCUUCACGCAGUUCCUCACCUUGCUGGGCGACGUGGUGCGGCUCAAAGGCUUUGAGAGUUACCGGGCCCAGCUGGAUACCAAAACGGAUUCUACCGGCACACACUCGCUCUACACCACCUACCAAGACCAUGAGAUCAUGUUUCACGUGUCCACGAUGCUGCCUUACACGCCUAAUAACCAGCAACAGCUCCUGAGGAAGCGUCAUAUCGGCAAUGACAUCGUGACCAUCGUGUUCCAGGAGCCGGGUAGCAAGCCCUUCUGCCCCUCAACUAUCCGCUCGCACUUCCAGCACGUGUUUUUAGUGGUGCGCGCGCAUGCUCCCUGUACCCCGCACACCUCGUACAGGGUGGCAGUGAGCCGCACCCAGGACACUCCUGCCUUCGGGCCGGCGCUGCCGCAAGGCGGAGGCCCCUUCGCGGCCAACGCCGAUUUCCGGGCCUUCCUGUUGGCCAAGGCCCUCAACGGUGAGCAAGCGGCUGGUCACGCACGCCAGUUCCACGCCAUGGCUACCCGCACGCGCCAGCAGUACCUGCAGGACCUGGCUACCAAUGAAGUGACCACUACGUCGCUGGACUCCGCCUCGCGCUUCGGCCUGCCCUCCCUGGGCGGCAGGCGCCGGGCAAGCCCUCGGGGCCCCGGCGCGGAGCUGCAGGCGGCCGGCGCGCUCAUGUGGGGCGUGCGCGCGGCCCCCGGGGCGCGGGUCGCGGCGGGAGCGGAGGCGGGCGGCCCGGAGAGCGUCGCCGCCGAGGUGCCCUGCUUGUUGGGCAUCUCGGCAGAGACGCUGGUGCUGGUGGCACCGCGCGAAGGCCGCGUGGUCUUCAACUGUGCCUGUCGCGACGUGCUGGCUUGGACCUUCUCUGAGCACCAGCUCGAUCUGUACCACGGGCGCGGGGAGGCGAUCACACUGCGCCUCGAUGGGGCCCCGGGGCAAGCCGUGGGCGAAGUGGUGGCGCGGCUGCAGCUGGUGAGCCGCGGCUGUGAGACCAGGGAACUGGCCCUGCCCAGAGAUGGCCAAGGUCGCCUGGGCUUCGAGGUGGACGCAGAGGGCUUUGUCACGCACGUGGAGCGCUUCACCUUCGCGGAGACCACUGGGCUCCGGCCCGGAGCGCGCCUGCUGCGCGUGUGUGGUCAGACGCUGCCCAAGCUGGGUCCACAAGCUGCUGCCCAGAUGCUGCGCUCUGCGCCCAAGGUCUGCGUCACGGUCCUGCCCCCGGACGAGAGCGGCCGGCCCCGGAGGAGCUUUUCUGAGCUGUACAUGCUGUCCCUGAAGGAACCCGGCCGGCGUGGGAACCCAGAGCCGGUUCAGGAUGAGCCCGUGAAAGUGGUCAUGCCACCCCCCGCGAAGCAGCUGCUGCGUUUCUGCCUGAAAGAUAGCACUAGCCCUCCAGGGCCCGGGGAUCUGACCGAGGAGAGAACAGAGUUCCUGCACAGCCACAACUCUCUGUCGCCACGCAGCUCCCUGUCGGAUGAGGCUCCGGUCCUGCCCAACACCACGCCGGACCUCCUCCUUGUCACCACUGCCAACCCAGCAGCACCCAGCACCGGCAGAGAGACACCCCCCUCCCCGGACCAGGACCAGGUGGGCAGCCCCAGUAGCCGUGAGGACACUGGUGACUCAGCCCCAGAACUGAGGGCCUCCAUCCUGCCCAGAACCUUGUCUCUGAGGAACUCCAUCAGUAAGAUUAUGUCAGAAGCUGGCAGCGACACCCUGGAAGAUGAGUGGCAGUCCAUCUCAGAGAUUGCCUCCACCUGCAACAUAAUCCUGGAGUCACUGUCCCGGGAGGGACAGCCCAUUCCAGAGAGUGGAGACCCCAAGGGACCUCCAAAGUGUGAUUCUGAGCCAGAAGCCGGGAACCUGUCAGAAAAGGUCUCUCACCUGGAGUCCAUGCUCAGGAAGCUCCAGGAGGACCUGCAGAGGGAGAAGGCUGACCGGGCAGCCCUGGAGGAGGAGGUGCGGAGCCUCAGGCACAACAACCAGAGGCUGCUGGCAGAGUCUGAGAGUGCCGCCACCCGCCUGCUCCUGGCCUCCAAGCAGCUGGGCUCCCCCACUCCCGACCUGGCCUGAGGCUCGCCUGCCUGUCAUGCUCCAGGCCGACUGCCGACCUGCUUGGAACUGCCUGGCUCUUGAGAGCACCUGGGUCAUACUGGUGACCUUCCUCAGGACUUUCCCGCGCUGAGGCGCAUCUAGCACUGCCCCCGGUUCCCAGCCCAUUUGGUGGCUCAGGUGCCCCAACCUGUCCCUGUUUGUAAAUAUUCUGUAAAGAAAAGGGGUGUUCUGUAAACACCAGAGAGUUUCAGGAACAAAAACAAAAACCAGCUCUA